This is a messenger RNA of Musca domestica (house fly), 862 nucleotides long. RefSeq names its product trypsin alpha. NCBI's taxonomy places the organism in Eukaryota, Metazoa, Arthropoda, Insecta, Diptera, Muscidae. Bases 28 to 801 code for a protein of 257 amino acids. Gene Ontology annotation, biological process: proteolysis. The record is from RefSeq and is a predicted model, not a curated record. Gene Ontology annotation, molecular function: serine-type endopeptidase activity. The transcript has a single exon.
UGCAUUCCCAGUUUGAAUUCGUGUUGAAUGAUGUUGAAGAGCGUAGUAUUAUUGGCCUGCAUUGCCUGUGCCUUGGGCGCUGCGGUACCCGAGGGUAUGCUGCCUCAAUUGGAUGGUCGCAUUGUGGGUGGUGUUGCCACAACCAUUAAUUCUUAUCCUUGGCAAAUUUCUCUGCAACGCAGUGGUUCCCAUUCCUGUGGUGGUUCCGUGUAUUCGGCCAACAUUGUUGUGACCGCCGCCCAUUGCCUGCAAUCGGUUUCCGCUUCGGUUUUGAAGGUACGUGCUGGUUCCACCACCUGGAAUGCUGGUGGUACUUUGGUCUCGGUGGCUGCUUUUAAAAAUCACGAAGGCUACAAUUCCUGGACCAUGGUCAAUGAUAUUGCUGUCAUCCGUUUGAGUUCUUCGCUGACUUUCGGUUCGACCAUCAAGUCCAUUGGUUUGGCCAGCAAGGCCCCAGCCAAUGGUGCUGCUGCUGUUGUCUCCGGUUGGGGUACCCAAUCUUAUGGUGCCGGUUCCUUGCCCUACACUUUGCAAUAUGUUGAUGUUAGCAUUGUUAGCCAGGCCUCUUGUGCUUCGUCGACUUAUGGCUAUGGUUCGGAGGUAAAACCCACCAUGAUCUGUGCCUAUGCCAAGGGUAAGGAUGCCUGCCAGGGUGAUUCGGGUGGUCCAUUGGUGUCGGGUGGUGUUUUGGUUGGUGUUGUCUCCUGGGGUUACGGUUGUGCUUUUGCCGAUUAUCCUGGUGUCUAUGCUGAUGUGGCUACCCUGCGUUCUUGGGUUGUCAGUGCCGCCGGCUCGGUUUAGGGCACGAGAUGCUACGAGAAGCUUUGAAGAAGUGAAAUAAAGAUCUAUAUAUUCAAAAUAA